AUGACGGGUCCCAUGGAGAUUCCGGUGAUCGAUCUCGGCGGCCUCAACGGCGGCGACGAGGAGAGGUCGCGGACCUUGGCGGCGCUCCACGACGCCUGCAAGGACUGGGGCUUCUUCUGGGUGGAGAACCACGGCGUGGACGCGUCGCUGAUGGACGAGGUCAAGCGCUUCGUCUACGGCCACUACGAGGAGCACCUCGAGGCCAAGUUCUACGCCUCCGACCUCGCCAAGAGCCUCGAGACCCACGACGUCCCCACCGAAGGCGAAGGCGAAGGCGAGGAGCCCUCCGACAAGGUGGACUGGGAGUCCACCUACUUCAUCCAGCACCGCCCCAAGAGCAACGUCGCCGACUUCCCGGAGAUCACGCCGCCGUGCAGGGAGACGCUGGACGCGUAUAUCGCCCAGAUGGUGUCUCUGGCGGAGCGCCUGGGCGAGUGCAUGAGCCUCAACCUGGGCCUCCCCGGCGGGCACGUCGCCGACACCUUCGCGCCGCCGUUCGUGGGCACCAAGUUCGCCAUGUACCCGUCGUGCCCGCGCCCGGAGCGGGUGUGGGGCCUGCGCGCGCACACCGACGCCGGCGGCAUCAUCCUGCUCCUCCAGGACGACGUCGUGGGCGGGCUCGAGUUCCUCAGGGGCGGCACCGACUGGGUCCCCGUUGGCCCCACCAGGGGCGGAAGGCUCUUCGUCAACAUCGGGGACCAGAUCGAGGUGCUCAGCGGCGGCGCCUACCGGAGCAUCGUGCACCGCGUCGCGGCCGGGGACCAGGGCCGCCGCCUGUCCGUGGCCACGUUCUACAACCCCGGGCCCGACGCCGUGGUGGCGCCGGCGGCCAGGGGAGGACGCCGACGCGGCGGCGGCGCUGGCGUACCCCGGCCCCUACAGGUUCGGGGACUACCUCGAGUACUACCAGGGCACCAAGUUCGGCGACAAGGACGCCAGGUUCCAGGCCGUCAAGAAGCUGCUCUGUUUACCGGAGCUAGCUUAGUUCGUGGAUUAUGCGUUGCGUUGCGUUUCGAUUUCGGGCUUGCUUGUUGUUUAUCCAUUGUCUGCAUAGUAUGCACGGGGUCACGUGUUUAA
Miscanthus lutarioriparius is the source of this 1077-nucleotide messenger RNA. NCBI's taxonomy places the organism in Eukaryota, Viridiplantae, Streptophyta, Magnoliopsida, Poales, Poaceae. The record is from the annotation of a GenBank genome assembly.